Molecule: messenger RNA, 648 nt
Organism: Alternaria ventricosa
Lineage: Eukaryota; Fungi; Ascomycota; Dothideomycetes; Pleosporales; Pleosporaceae
Exons: 3
Coding region: 1-648 (215 amino acids)
Source: RefSeq, a predicted model, not a curated record
AUGGAUUGUUCUGACGGCUUCUCAUUCAAUGAUCUCAAUUGGAUGAGACAAAACGAGAUACCAAAUGCUGUGAAGACAGCGCUACUAUAUGGCGAGAUCCGUGGACCCGGAGAGAAAGCUGAUGUCUGGAUCUACUUAGACAAAGCCACGACGUCCCUUAUCUGGCAGAUCUACUACCCCGAGGGUGACGCCAAGCCUCAAGUCAUCACCGUUGAAGAGGCUCUGGAGAAAGCGAAACCCUGUGCCUGGUUCAAGCUUGCCACAACCCCGGAGAAGCUGGAGGCCUUGGCCACGUACUAUUUCGCGAGGAAGAAGUUGACGAAGAACUUCCAACCGAAACUCACGUUCAAACAAAACCGACUGCUCAGAGCCAUGCUCGGUAAUGAGGCCCCAUCCAAGAUCGUCAAAUUACGAGUUCGUGUCCCCGAAGACCUUGGUCGAGAACUGUCACCAGAAGCCCUGGUUGAACCUCAACAACCUUCAGAGGUCGUUCCAACACUACCGACUACGACGCGAAGCGCAAUGAUGAAUUACGAAGAUUGGGUCGAGUGGUUCGAUCAAAGUAGCACCACUCAAUCGACCCAAUCGAUCGAAUCGACCGUUACUUUGAUCUUCAAGACCGGGAGGAGACCGCCUGCACCAACCUAA